Tachyglossus aculeatus (Australian echidna) is the source of this 1748-nucleotide messenger RNA. It is a transcript of the gene WASHC1, whose product is annotated as WASH complex subunit 1. Gene Ontology annotation, biological process: Arp2/3 complex-mediated actin nucleation; endocytic recycling; exocytosis. Gene Ontology annotation, cellular component: recycling endosome; early endosome; WASH complex. Gene Ontology annotation, molecular function: gamma-tubulin binding; alpha-tubulin binding; actin binding. The record is from RefSeq and is a predicted model, not a curated record. Lineage: Eukaryota; Metazoa; Chordata; Mammalia; Monotremata; Tachyglossidae. The coding region runs from base 64 to 1512 and encodes 482 amino acids. The transcript is spliced from 11 exons.
GCUUCCCUAGGCACCAUCUGUCCCAGAGGUCCAGUCUCCUGUUGCUGUGGGAGAGCAGGCCCCAUGGCGACUGCAGCGACGGUGACCACUCAGCUCCACUUCCUGGAAGGCCAGUCCUACACAGUCCCCCUGAUCCAGCCGGACCUGCGGCGGGAAGAGGCCGUCCAACAGGUGGCCGACACCCUACAGUAUCUCCAGAAAGUCUCAGGGGACAUCUUCAGCAGAAUCUCGCAGCAUGUGGAGACAACUCGGACACAGCUGCAGGCCAUCGGGGAGCGAGUGUCACUGGCCCAGGCCAAGAUCGAGAAGAUCAAGGGCAGCAAGAAGGCCAUUAAGGUGUUCUCCAGCGCCAAAUACCCGGCCCCGGAACACCUGCAGGACUACAGGUCCAUCUUCGCGGGCGCCCGGGACCCCGGGGCCCAGAGACGUCCCCCCCGGCACCGGAUCUUGAGCAAGCACCCCGCCCUGGACGAGAAGGCCCUGCAGGAGAAGCUGAAGUAUUUCCCCGUGUGUGUGAGCCCCAAGGCCCAGCCCGAGGAUGAGGCCGAGGAGGGACUGGGAAGCUUACCCGGAAACAUCCGCUCCCUCAGCUCCCUCUUGCUGUUCAACACCACCGAGAACCUGUACAAGAAGUACGUGUUCCUGGACCCACUGGCCGGAGCCGUGACCAAGACGCACGUGGCGCUCGGGGCGGAGACGGAGGAGAAGCUGUUCGAUGCCCCGCUCUCCAUCAGCAAGCGAGAACAGCUGGAGCGGCAGGUGGCUGAGAAUUAUUUCUACGUGCCGGACUUGGGCCAGGUGCCCGAGAUCGACGUGCCAUCCUACCUGCCUGACCUGCCAGGCAUCGCCGACGAUCUCAUGUACAGCGCAGACCUGGGCCCGGGCAUCGCACCUUCCGCCCCCGGGGCCAUCCCGGACCUUCCCUCCUUCGCGGCCGAGCUGGCCGAGCCCUGCAGACCUGAGCUGGAGGAUGGGGCCUUGACUCCUCUAGCACCGCCUCCCCCACCCCCACCGCCGCCACCGCCACCCCCUCCAGCCCCCAUGGUCCUGGCCAGUGCCCCCCCACCGCCCCCACUGCCCCAGACGCCGGCCACCCCCGCCCAGGCGGCUGACGGGGCCGGAAGCAGCACGUCGGCAUCAGGACCGGUCCAGGGGGCUCCCAAGGAGGUGGUGGACCCAUCCAGCGGGCGGGCCACGCUGCUGGAGGCCAUCCGUCAGGCUGGGGGCAUCGGAAAGGCCGGGCUGCGCAGCGUCAAGGAGCGCAAGCUGGAGAAGAAGAAGCAGAAGGAGCAGGAGCAGGUGAGAGCCACGGGCCAAGGUGGGGACCUGAUGUCCGACCUCUUCAACAAGCUGCUCAUGAGGCGCAAAGGAAUCUCCGGGAAGGGGCCGGGGGCGGGGGGCAGCGAGGGGCCCGGGGGUGCCUUCACCCGCAUGUCGGACUCCAUCCCGCCCCCACCGCCCCCGCAGCAGCUGCCUGGAGAGGAGGAGGGGGAGGAAGACUGGGAGCCCUAGGAGGAUCAGGGGUCUGGGGGCCCCCCCACUGGAGCCCUGCCAUGGUCAGGGUGUAGCAAGGCUGUCUGGGAGCUGUCCCAUCAAGGCCUAGUUCUGGGGAGGGUGGGGUCCAGAGUGUGUCUCCCCGCCUACCCCCAUGGCAUGGCAGGGGGCGAGGACAGCACUGGGCAUAGCUACCCUGCUCUCACGGACGGAACUGCAGCAAGAGUCAAUAAAGAUGCAUUGGUCCACGGUUA